AUGGAGGAAUUACCGCUUGAUCAACAGCCCGCUAUGCCGCCGCCGCCGGGCUUGGAGACUAAUUUCGUCGAUCCUCCUUCGCGACAGCCGGCUAUUAUAGCAAUGUCUGUAGUCUUCGUCUCUCUUAUGCUUCUGGUAGUGUCAGUGCGAACAUACACACGGACGCGCAUCUUGAAGUCGUGGGGUUGGGAUGAUACAACCUGCAUUAUUGCAGUUAUCGGCUCGCUUGCAAACCUGGGCAGCUUCAUGAAACUCCUCGAUCUAGGACUCGGCCUGCACAUGUGGGAUAUCCCAAUGUCGGUAUUCAUGAGCGAGUCCAAUGCCCGGUUCCUCGCCGCAGGCAUCACAUACCCCCGGACCGUGGGCUUUACCAAAAUCUCCAUCCUCCUGCUGUACAAGCGCCUCUUCCCCAUCGCGAAAAUGAAAAUCGCCAUCUGGGUCGGCAUCGCCAUAAUCGGUACUCUCUACGGCGCCUUCAUCAUCACGUCGGCCGUGAACAUCGGGAUAUGCGUAACGGUCGGGACAGACAUCAGCCCGUUCUGCGACUUUGUGCACACGGGGCUCGUGAUCUGGCAGGCUGCCACUAAUGUGGUUACGGACUUUUAUUUGGUGAUCCUGCCGAUCCCUAGCGUUUUGAAGUUGAAGUUGUCCAGGAAGAAGAAGAUCGGGCUGUGUUUGACCUUUGCGAGUGGACUUGGUGCCUGCGCCGCAAGUAUCGCCCGUCUGAUCAUCAGCGUGAAGAACGUAUACGGCGGAUGGGACGUGAUGUGGGUAUCCGGAGAACUGGCUCUGUACUCAAUCGCCGAAGUCAACAUCGGCAUCAUCGUCGCCUGCGUCUUUACCUUCCCCGUCUUCUUCACCCGGCUCGUCGAGUCUAGGGUAUGCAGCAAGCUCAAGUCUUCGCUUGGUCUCUCGGGGCAAAAUUGCGGUUCUUCCUCUGUUCUGCCUAUCCGGGAGCAACAUACUAUUAGGGCUGUGGGGCCGGGGGUGUCUGAGCCGGGGGAUUUGGCGAAGCGGCAUAUUCUCCGUGAGAGGGGGAUUUCGUGGAGUGUGGAUUCUGGGCAGUCGACUUUGGUGCCGAGGGGGGAGGAUGAUGUUAAGGAUGGAAUGAUCUAG
Molecule: messenger RNA, 1116 nt
Organism: Aspergillus puulaauensis
Lineage: Eukaryota; Fungi; Ascomycota; Eurotiomycetes; Eurotiales; Aspergillaceae
Exons: 7
Coding region: 1-1116 (371 amino acids)
Source: RefSeq, a predicted model, not a curated record